Necator americanus (New World hookworm) is the source of this 669-nucleotide messenger RNA. RefSeq lists its product as uncharacterized. Lineage: Eukaryota; Metazoa; Nematoda; Chromadorea; Rhabditida; Ancylostomatidae. The coding region runs from base 1 to 669 and encodes 222 amino acids. The transcript is spliced from 2 exons. The record is from RefSeq and is a predicted model, not a curated record.
AUGGUGUUGGAAUCUUUCCAUGAAAAGAUCGAGAAAAUUGGAUUUGGAGUGAAGAUCACAAGUUUAAGUCGAUCACGCUCAAUUGCCCUGAAAAAUGGCGUAAAAACGGCUCUGACGAUCGAAUUUCUCUGCGGGGAACUUGAUCAGGGUCACGAUCGCGUCUGCCAUCGAGCAGAAAGUCAAUGGGUGCUGGCGCUGGCAAACGAGGCGCGUCACAGAGACGCUGACCUGCAUGCCCUUCUCGGAGCUGCAGAGCGUAUCAAAUUUCACGUGAUUGCUCUGCAGAAGAGCGAGUGCAGAAGGAGCGACGUACGACAGAUGAAUGACGGCACACUCGUCAUUCGUGGAGAGAAGGUUCCGUCGCGAAAUGUAGGCGGUGUUGGUUUUGUUGUGCACCCAUCUGUCGUCCAUCUCGUCGAUUCUCACGAGAUCCUGUCACCUUAUCUGGCCAUUCUUCGCCUCCGCCCUCUGCGCCAAAAAUCCAUCAGUAUCAUCAACUGCUACUCACCAACAUCAGCAGCUGAUGAAUCAGAAUUGUACGCGUUUCACGAGGAGCUGGAGGAAGUACUCCGCAACGAGAAGUCCUUCUACAACACUCAACGCAAAACUAGGAAAGGCCACAGAAGAGGAAUACAGGAUUGGAAGAUUUGGACUUGGGGACCGGAAUGA